Messenger RNA from Saprolegnia diclina VS20, 982 nucleotides. RefSeq lists its product as hypothetical. The transcript has 5 exons. Lineage: Eukaryota; Oomycota; Saprolegniomycetes; Saprolegniales; Saprolegniaceae. Gene Ontology annotation, molecular function: DNA binding; DNA-(apurinic or apyrimidinic site) endonuclease activity; oxidized pyrimidine nucleobase lesion DNA N-glycosylase activity. The coding region runs from base 61 to 903 and encodes 280 amino acids. Gene Ontology annotation, cellular component: nucleus. Gene Ontology annotation, biological process: base-excision repair, AP site formation; base-excision repair; nucleotide-excision repair. The record is from RefSeq and is a predicted model, not a curated record.
UCUAGAUUGGCUCAAUUCCGCUCUGUUUUGGCCAAUUGACAGUCGAGCCUGCCCAUUUGCAUGAGCACGCCGAAUCCGUUCCUGCGCUUUGCGCACCCACGGGACGAGGCUCAGCCCAAGCAGCGGGCCAAGAGGCUUCUGUCGCCGAGGCCUGCUACGUCGGGUAAGCGGCAGCGACCCGAAGCUACGACCAAGGAAGAAGCGGAUGGCGACGACCCUCGACUGGCCAUGCUCGCUUGCAUGCAGUCGAUUCGCAAGACUAUGAUCGCGCAAGUCGACAUCUACGGCACGCAGCAGCUAUACAGCGCCUCGAUGGCGCCCAAGGACCAGCGCUGGCAAAUUCUGAUCGCGUCGCUUCUGAGCACGCAGACGAGAGACGAAAUCACAGCGGGCGCCAUGUUGCGGCUGCACGCGCUGCCUGGGGGUCUCACAAUAUCGUCCGUGCUCGCACUCUCGGUCGCCGAGCUUGAUGCGCUACUAAGUCCCGUCGGGUUCCACCUGAAAAAGGCUGAGCAGUUGCUGCGUAUUGCAGACAUAUUGCAGACGCGCUUCGAGAGUGACAUUCCUCUCUCGAUCGCCGAGCUCAUGGAGCUUCCUGGCAUCGGUCCAAAGGUCGCGCGCUUGAUCGCUCUCGUGGCGUGGGGGCGCGCGGACGGGAUCAUUGUCGACACGCACGUCCACCGCAUCGCGCGCCGACUCGGGUGGACCUCUGCGCCAGCCAAGACCGCCGAAGACUCUCGCCGAGAGCUCGAGGGGUGGAUUCCGCCUGACAAGUGGGGCGACAUGUCCAAGCUUCUGAUCGGGUUUGGCCAAACGUACUGCAAAGCGGUCAAGCCCAAGUGCGUGUCGUGCCCAAUGCGCGCUACGUGUCCGUCGAGCUCGCAAGGGUCCGAUGCUGUGUAAUCACCACAUUGGUCUAAUAUCGAAAUGCAGUGAAAGAAUUCGAGGAUGGACUCCACCUCUGUGAAAUCCGCCAGUGCGC